UCUCUCUCUAUUAUAUAACUAGCUUCUGUCAGAUCCCAUCUCUUCCCCCUUCACUCUGUGCAUGUUCUUGGGAUCAUAAGCCGAGAGAAAUUAAGCUUUGAAGAUGGUGAAGCUGAGAUCAAAGAGGUUUUGCAGAGGAGGUUUCAAGCUUUGUGGCAAUGUUAAAGGAAGUGAAAAGGCUGAGACUUGUGGAAGCCUUAGUGAAAUCAAAUGGGAGCUUAGGCCUGGUGGCAUGCUUGUUCAGAAAAGAGAGAGUGGUGAUAGUGUUGCAGAGUUGAUUACAGUUAGAGUCUCAACUCUUUAUUCUCAGUUUCAUGACAUCUCCAUUGAAGCGACUUCAACUUUUGGGGAUAUGAAGAUGGUAUUGUCAUUGGUAACUGGGUUGGAAACAAGAGAGCAAAGGCUGUUGUUCAAAGGAAAAGAGAGAGAAGACAAUGAAUACUUGCACAUGGUAGGUGUUAGAGACAAAGACAAGGUGUUCUUGUUAGAAGAUCCAGCAAUCAAGGAGAGGAAACUUCAUGGCUUAGUAGGUGGAACUCCUUGUCGGACUAUAAGUGUAUAAUUAUAAUACUGAUUAAUUAAUUAAUUUGCUUUUAUUACUAACCAUAAAAAGAAAUUCCCAUAAAAUAGUGAUGGGGACGAGUGACUUUAAUUGUAUUUUAUUAUUGUGGAUGUGGCAGCUGAUGCAUUUCUUAGUCAUCUGCUUAAUUAGGAGUUUACUAUGUUUAUGAAAAUGUUGGAUUCCCCUACUUGUAAAAUUAAUUAUCUUAAGUUUGUGAGACCAUCUGUUCAAGUUUCA
Molecule: messenger RNA, 799 nt
Organism: Manihot esculenta (cassava)
Lineage: Eukaryota; Viridiplantae; Streptophyta; Magnoliopsida; Malpighiales; Euphorbiaceae
Product: BAG family molecular chaperone regulator 2
Exons: 2
Coding region: 104-562 (152 amino acids)
Molecular function (GO): protein binding
Source: RefSeq, a predicted model, not a curated record